UCCGUGAACGCAGCGGAAGCAGCAGCAGCGGCUCCAGGCGGCUCCACCAACUUCAGUAUUCCCGACGUCUCCAACUCAGAGCGGCUAUGGACCAUGGAGCUCCUCCGAAGCCGUGGGAGAGACGCAUACCAGGAACAAUGACGGCGCCCAUGAACUACAGGUCAGCUGAUCUCAGUCAUGCCCCUGGACCUGCUGUGUCCACUAUUCCUCCAGUCCUCACCAGAGUCGCUCCUCCUGUCCCGCCUCGUCCCGUCCAACAGUCCUACCGUCCGUCUUACAGCUCCUUCAACUCCUCCUACAGCCCUUUUGGAGGGUCUAUAUAUGGGGGCUACAGCCCCUACAGCUACGGCGGCGGCUAUGGUGGUGCCUACGGCCUGGGAGGAUACAACCGUUUCCCCCACUCGGAGGACGUAGCUCCCAGCAGGUUCGUGCAGCAGGCGGAGGAGAGCAGCCGAGGAGCUUUCCAGUCCAUCGAAAGCAUCGUGCAGGCAUUCACCUCGGUCAGCAUGAUGCUGGACGCCACCUUCUCUGCAGUGUACAACAGCUUCCGCGCCGUCUUGGACGUGGCCAACCAUCUCACACGGCUGCGUGCGCACCUCACCAGGGUGUUGUCGGCGUUCGCUCUGGUUCGCACCUUGAGGUAUCUGUACCGACGGCUGCAGAGGCUGCUGGGACGGAGGCCCGAGGCCGAGGUGGAAGACUUGUGGGCCGACAGCGCCAGCGACGCCCUGGCGACAGGUGCGCGGAGGGGCCUUGGGGAAGGCUUGGACAAUCACACGGUCAAGUCAUGGCCCAUCAUCCUGUUCUUCGCCGUGGUGCUGGGGGGCCCGUACCUGAUUUGGAAGCUGCUCAGCUCCACCUCUGGGUCUGAGGAGAGCGCCAGCAACUGGGCCAGUGGGGAGGACGAUCAUGUGGUGGCUCGAGCAGAAUAUGACUUCACUGCCUCAUCUGAGGAGGAGAUUUCUCUGCGGGCUGGAGACAUGAUGAACCUGGCUCUGAAAGAGCAUCAGCCCAGGGUUCGAGGCUGGCUGCUGGCCAGCGUGGACGGACAGACCACUGGACUUGUUCCGGCCAACUACGUCAAAGUCCUGGGGAAGAGGAGGGGGAGAAAGCACGCUGAGGUGGAGAGACUCGCUCAGGAACAAGCCGCUUCACAGAGUGCUCCGUUAUCAAGAGGAAACCUGCCGAGUCCUGCCGCCACGUGCGCAGAAGAGGCUCUAGAAUCUGUCUACAGAGAGGCUCCUGGUGUGGAACCUUCCAGCGCACACACAGUGGUGGCCAUGCCGGAGAAGACUGACCUGUGAUUCUGGACCUUGUGUGUGUGUGUGGAGGGGGUGGGGUUAGUCUUGGGUCAUGGUAGACUUUCGGAAGCUGCAACAAGAGGGUGUUAGGUCAGUCAUAACACGUGUGUGUGUGUGUGUGUUGAUAGACAGGUAUUAAAUACUGAUAACAAUGAAAAAGGCCACGUCUUUCUCUGCCCUGUGUUUGUCUCUCAAUCAAACUGGGCUAAUCUUGCACACUGUUGUCGAGUCAUUCGACACGCUGCAAUUUUGUAGAUAUUUAUUAUAAUUAUUUUCAAAAAUAAAUUAUAGAAGAAACAA
Synchiropus splendidus (mandarinfish) is the source of this 1601-nucleotide messenger RNA. It is a transcript of the gene pex13, whose product is annotated as peroxisomal biogenesis factor 13. Gene Ontology annotation, biological process: protein import into peroxisome matrix, docking. The coding region runs from base 87 to 1304 and encodes 405 amino acids. The record is from RefSeq and is a predicted model, not a curated record. Gene Ontology annotation, molecular function: protein binding. Lineage: Eukaryota; Metazoa; Chordata; Actinopteri; Syngnathiformes; Callionymidae. Gene Ontology annotation, cellular component: peroxisome; peroxisomal importomer complex; peroxisomal membrane. The transcript is spliced from 4 exons.